Parnassius mnemosyne (clouded apollo) is the source of this 1020-nucleotide messenger RNA. The record is from the annotation of a GenBank genome assembly. NCBI's taxonomy places the organism in Eukaryota, Metazoa, Arthropoda, Insecta, Lepidoptera, Papilionidae.
AUGAAGAUCGCGGUUUUUCCUGUUCUCGCAACGUCUCUUCUAGUUUAUAUUUCAUGUGUAUUUGCUCAUGAAGUUGAUACAUAUGCAUUUCGCAUGCCAAAUGUGUGGCCUCAUAAGGAUGAGCUCUACCUUUGUACACCUAUCCGCAUUUCACCGACCACAAACUAUUAUAUGGUUGGAUUUGUGCCAAAAGCUUCAAUGAACACGGCUCAUCAUAUGCUUAUCUAUGGAUGUUCUGAUCCUGGGUCUAAUGGAACGGUUUGGGACUGUGGCGAAAUGCAAAGCAGUGAAAUAGAUUAUAUUUAUCCUCCUGCUAGCCCCUGUGGAUCUGGCUCUCAGGUAGUAUAUGCGUGGGCUCGCGAUGCACCAAGUCUCCAAUUGCCGAAAGGUGUUGGAUUUCACGUCGGCCGCGACUCGCCCAUCAAGUACCUGGUGCUCCAAGUGCAUUACAUGGCGCGCUUUCCACGGAAUGUCACCGACAAAUCUGGGGUAUUACUGAAAUAUACGAGCAAACGUAUGCCUCGUCAGGCCGGAGUGAUUUUGCUAGGUACAGGCGGCUAUAUAUUCCCGAACCACGUUGAGCAUAUGGAAACAGCUUGCACCAUACUGGAAGACAAGGUCAUACAUCCCUUCGCUUUUCGAACGCAUACACAUUCCUUAGGUAAGGUUGUCUCUGGUUACGUUGUCCGUCGCUCGGACCAUGGCGAUGAAUGGAAACUUUUGGGCAAAAAGGACCCCCAACUGCCGCAGAUGUUCUACCCGGUAGUCGACAAGACGCCCGUGCGCAAGGGAGACGUGCUGGCCGCGCGCUGCACUAUGAACAACACGCAUGAUUACCCUGUGAAAAUUGGUCCGACAAACAACGAUGAAAUGUGCAACUUCUAUCUAAUGUACUAUGUCGAAAACGAUACGCCACUGAAUAGGAAAUAUUGCUUUACAAACGGACCUCCCUACUACUACUGGGAAAACGCACCAGAAGGAUUCAACGUUAUACCGGACGGCGAAGCCAGCACACUGUAA